Messenger RNA from Anopheles nili, 456 nucleotides. It is a transcript of the gene PrBP, whose product is annotated as probable cGMP 3',5'-cyclic phosphodiesterase subunit delta. Gene Ontology annotation, biological process: sensory perception of light stimulus. Gene Ontology annotation, cellular component: cytoplasm. The transcript is spliced from 3 exons. The coding region runs from base 1 to 456 and encodes 151 amino acids. Lineage: Eukaryota; Metazoa; Arthropoda; Insecta; Diptera; Culicidae. The record is from RefSeq and is a predicted model, not a curated record.
AUGGGAACGGACGAUCUCAGUAAGGGAGAAAACAUCCUCAAAGGAUUUCAAAUCAAUUGGAUGAUACUGCGUGAUGCGGAUACGGGCAAGAUCAUCUGGCAAGAAAACAAGGAUUUUUCCUGCCCCGACGUGGAGCAUGAAGCGAAAGUUCCGGUAAAAAUACUCAGCUUGCGUGCCGUCUCACGCGAAAUCAACUUCAGUACCGUCGAAGCGAUGGAAAACUUUCGUCUUGAUCAAAAGGUACUGUUUAAAGGGCGCAUCAUGGAGGAAUGGUUUUUCGAGAUGGGAUGGGUCAGUCCCAACACCACCAAUACCUGGCAAUCGACAAUUGAGGCAGCCCCCGAGUCGCAGAUGAUGCCAGCUAAGGUACUAAACGGUAACGUGACCAUCGAAACAAGCUUUUACGAUGGUGAAACGCUAAUCAGUAAAUCGGUUGUUCGAUUAUAUUACAUCUGA